Messenger RNA from Hordeum vulgare subsp. vulgare (domesticated barley), 495 nucleotides. RefSeq names its product glycine--tRNA ligase, chloroplastic/mitochondrial 2-like. Gene Ontology annotation, cellular component: cytoplasm; mitochondrion; chloroplast stroma. Gene Ontology annotation, molecular function: arginine-tRNA ligase activity; glycine-tRNA ligase activity; ATP binding. The record is from RefSeq and is a predicted model, not a curated record. Gene Ontology annotation, biological process: arginyl-tRNA aminoacylation; glycyl-tRNA aminoacylation. The coding region runs from base 20 to 388 and encodes 122 amino acids. NCBI's taxonomy places the organism in Eukaryota, Viridiplantae, Streptophyta, Magnoliopsida, Poales, Poaceae. The transcript is spliced from 4 exons.
GCUAUGUGGACAUUUGCAGAUGGAAGCAUUUUCAAGAACCAAGGAUUUUCCAAAAAUCAUCGAGGCAUAUUCAAGGCCAGUUCGAAUUAUACGUGGAAAGAAAAUUGAGUCUGCUUGGGAGGUCGAUGCAAGCGUAUUCGAGAAAGACGAAGAAAAAGCCCUGUGGAGCGCCUACUUGGAGGUUGCCAAUAAGAUCCAUCCUGGCGUCGACGUCAAAACCUUCGCCGAGUCUUCUUUGCUCUUGAUACAGCCCCUGGAGGAUUUCUUCAACAACGUUUUCGUCAUGGCGGAAGAUGAGAAGAUCCGUAACAACCGCCUGGCGCUGCUACAAAAGGUUGCGAGUCUGACAAAGGGGAUAGCCGACCUCUCGGUUUUACCAGGGUUUUAGUUUGAAGUUGGAGCCAUUUCUUUUAUAUUUGUUACUGGUCAUUAAUUUUGGGGGAAAUUACUGGGAGAAGAAUGAGAAUGUAAUUACAAGGGUUUCUGUAUUAAUUA